UUUGACUUGUCCCGACCCAAAAAUAUUCGAAUUUUUUUGUAGUGUUUUGGUUAGUUUGGUUUGGGGUUUGGGAUUUUCAAAAAAAUAAUAAUUCCAUAUUCUAUAAGAAACAUAAAAUCGAAGAAGACAUGCAGGCAACAGAGGAUGGCGAAUUUUUUUCAGAGAAAAAGCUAAAUUUUAAAAUCCCUCGAAAACGAGCCAACAGCACUACAGAUGAAAGUAGUAUCCACCACAACCAAUCGGCCUUAGCGAAUUUGUACUACAAUUAUCCAUACCAAUCUACUGGUUCUUAUCAAUUUUAUCCGGAUUCUUAUGGAAAUGUGCCAGGACAAGGAUAUGGAAAUUCUGUAGUAUACAAUGGCCAGGUCCAGGUACCCAGUUCAUCAGGUUACACUCAUCCAACUCCUCCUGGUGUUGAUGAUACUGCUCUCAAAAUAUUCGACACUCUCACAGAAAUAAAAGAAAAACCAAAGACGUACAGAGAAAAUAUAUUUCAACAAACUGUCCCAGACCUCCUGGACGAUUCACUUCCCAAAGAGUUGAAAGCCCAAUUUCAACCACUUUUUUGUAAAUUAUGCGCCAUAAAAUUAUCAAGCAACCAGACGGCCAAGACUCACUACAAAUCCAAGAAUCACGAGAAAAAAGUUAGAAAAUGGCUGGUCGAUUGGUCAGCUACAACAGGUGCCCCUUUACCUGCUAGAGCUUUGCCAAGCCCUAGUGCAAAAAAAGAUAAGUCAGCAGAACAGAAUCCUGCAUGGUUCCACUGUGACCUAUGCGAUUUGGAUUUAACAGGGCAAUUGCACGCUGAAUCCCAUUACAUGGGCAAAAAUCACCAAAAAGCAAUGCUGGGACACAAAGCACCAGCAGGUAGCGGUUAUUUCAACGCUGAGGGCAAAUGGGUGCGAACCAAAGGCCAAAAGUCGAAAAACUACGACUUCGAACAAGGCGAAGACAAUUUUGGUGCGGCCUUCAAGACACCGAAGCCUGUUACAGAAUCUACAACUAGUCCUGAACCAAUUAUUGGCCCUGUACCUUUGAGUAUUUUUCCAGCUCCUUCAGAACCCCCUGCCAAGAAAAAGAAAGUUGAAGUGGUUGGGCAAUUUCAUUGUGAUAUUUGUAAAAUCAAUGCCACUAAUCAGGAGCAAUUGAAUACGCACUAUAAGGGUAAAAACCAUGCGAAAAAGCUAAAAAGUUUAGGCAUGGAUGCCUACACUGUGCUCAGGAUGUCUACUGAAGCAGCGACAUCACUCAGUAUUCCACCUCCACCGGUAGAACCAGAACCGUACAUCGAUCUGGCUGUACACCGGACACCUUCGGGUGAUUACUAUUGUGCGUCUUGCAACAGCACCAGUAACUCUGAGUUGCAGUUCAUGCAGCACAUGAAAAGUAAAAAUCACAUGAAAAAAGCAUCACAACAAAAGUAGUUUUUAGGAUUUUCCUAUCAUUGAAAAACAUAGGUUUUCAUUAUUGUUCUAGGAUUUUUUUUUUUGGAGUUUUUAUAGUGAAAUUUGUAAAAUUACCUGUUGGGUUAGUUUUUCAAUAGGGUGUCAAAUAGAUUCGCAAUAUAAAUUAAUUAGCUUUAAAGAUGUUGCAAAUUGUGCAGUGAAUUAUUUCUUCUGUGUCUGGUUUGAUUUAUCUAUUUUAAUUAAUUAAGGUACCUAUGCAAGAAGCUAGGUACAAUGCAUGGAGAGAAUUCAUUUCAGCAAUUAGCAAAAUGAUUUUUUUUUUGUGAUAGCUGUGCACUUUUCACAAAUUUUACAGCUUUGUACAUAAAGACCUUUCUAAUAUUUGAUAAUAACAAAAUGAACUUAGUAUUCUGUGAAUCACAUGUAUAAAUUAAAUAGUAUUAUCUAAAAAUCUAUAAUGUAUACGUAUAGGUAUGGUAAAUCUUUAUCAAUCCCGGUCUAAGUAUGUAAUACAUUGGUGAUUUUUUCCUUUUUUCUGAAUACAAGUAAUAUUUUAUUUUACCACUCCUCUAUUACUUACAAUCUCUCUGUAUACAUUAAAAAAAAUUAACUCAAAUUUCCUAUUACUUCAACAUAUACAAUAACAAUAUAAAAUACAAUAUGGAACUGUUUGAAAUAAACCAACCAUAGGGUGAAAAAUAGGUUUUCUGUAACUGUCAAGAGUCCCUAAUGUCGUAUAUCCAAACAGUGUCGAUACCGUGGCCUACGGUUCUUGUAGGCCUUAAAUUGGGUAGAGGAAAUCGGCAGGCUAUAAUGUUGCAUUCAGGUUUGCAUUCUUUUAGGAAUUUUUUCUCUAAAUCUGCC
Messenger RNA from Ceutorhynchus assimilis (cabbage seed weevil), 2270 nucleotides. NCBI's taxonomy places the organism in Eukaryota, Metazoa, Arthropoda, Insecta, Coleoptera, Curculionidae. The record is from the annotation of a GenBank genome assembly.